This is a messenger RNA of Phyllotreta striolata, 660 nucleotides long. NCBI's taxonomy places the organism in Eukaryota, Metazoa, Arthropoda, Insecta, Coleoptera, Chrysomelidae. The record is from the annotation of a GenBank genome assembly.
AUGAGUGGACGAGGCAGAGGAGGUGGCGGGAGAGGUGGAAUCUCGAAAACUAUGAAUAGAGAACAGCUUAUCGCUUUAGGUGUAGGAAAUAAGGAACUUAUUCCUGGCCCAGUUUUACAGCCUCCCAUGCUAUUUCCCCUAUUAGAGCGAAGGCCUGUUCCCUUAAAUCAAACCUUAGAAAUGGAUUACCUUCUAAUAUUAAGACAAGACUUCAUUGAUCACAUGCAAUUGUCUGGAUCGUACCUAAAAUUACCUGGAAACAAAACUAAGCCCGAGCAGGAAAUAGACAAGCUUGUAGCUCAAAUACCGAGUACAAAGGAAAAAUACGAUUGGAGAUUAUUCCCUAGCGAAUUAAGGCCUAAAGUGUCAAUCAAAAGGUCCAUCAAGAAAGGAACUACAAAAGAAGUUGACGUAGAACAAAGGUUAAAGGUAUUAGAAACACUAGAGAAAAAGAUUGAAGCUUCCGAGACGACAGGAGCCCGUGAGGCUGGUAAGUCUGGUGAAGAUGAUGAAGAAGAUGCAGAUAUUCCUGAAGUCAUGGAGGAAGACGAAGAGGAUGAGGAAAUGGAUGAUGGUACAGACUAUGCUAACAAUUACUUCGAUAAUGGGGAAGAUUAUGAUGAUGAAGACGAUAAUUUAGAAGAUGGACCUAUUUACUAA